CCUUCUUUCUGCUUCACUUUUUUACCCACUGCUUGAUUUGCUCGCUCUCUCUCUCUCUCUCUGCAAACAAAGUACAAACCAACCAUGGAAGCUGUGGGAGACGCUCUUCUUUCUGCUGCCAUCGGCCUCUUGUUUGACAAGUUGGCCUCUACUGAUUUGCUAGACUUUGCACGCCAACAAUGGGUGUACUCUGAUCUCAAGAAAUGGAAGAUAGAAUUGUCGGAUAUUUGUGAAGACCUUAAUGACGCGGAGGACAAGCAGAUCACGGAUCGCCCUGUGAAAGAGUGGCUGGGCAAUCUGAAAUAUUUGGAUUAUGAUAUGGAGGACAUCUUGGAUGAGUUCGCCUACGAAGCUUUGCAACGGGAGCUCACGGCCAAAGAAGCUAAUCAUCAAGGCAGGUCGAGCAAGUGGCUUAACUAUUUGUGAAAGUCUCCAUGGAGUUGUGUUGAAAGUUUGACUAGGAAGCGGGUUUUGAGUACAAUAAUUACAAACUUAUGGGUGCUCUUUGAGUAGUCUUAGUUGGAGAUUUGACAUGCAGGCAUGGGAUGUAAAAUGUCAAGGGAGGGUGUUAUUUGACAACAGUUACAAAUUGGCAUGGAUGUCUUCAUUUCAAUU
Vitis riparia (riverbank grape) is the source of this 615-nucleotide messenger RNA. RefSeq names its product putative disease resistance RPP13-like protein 1. Lineage: Eukaryota; Viridiplantae; Streptophyta; Magnoliopsida; Vitales; Vitaceae. Bases 85 to 426 code for a protein of 113 amino acids. The record is from RefSeq and is a predicted model, not a curated record. The transcript has 3 exons.